Molecule: messenger RNA, 2649 nt
Organism: Helianthus annuus (common sunflower)
Lineage: Eukaryota; Viridiplantae; Streptophyta; Magnoliopsida; Asterales; Asteraceae
Product: probable receptor-like protein kinase At2g23200
Exons: 2
Coding region: 37-2430 (797 amino acids)
Biological process (GO): protein autophosphorylation
Cellular component (GO): plasmodesma; plasma membrane
Molecular function (GO): transmembrane receptor protein tyrosine kinase activity; ATP binding
Source: RefSeq, a predicted model, not a curated record
UCAAAUGUUGUCUUCUUCCCCCUCCCUCCGUAUAGAAUGAAUCAAACCGAUAACAAUUUCAUUAGAAUCACAAAUUCUUCAAUGGAAUCCACCCUUUCUUUUUCCCUCGUCAUUCUUCAUUUUACUCUCACGCGUGUUUCCUCACAGUCACAAUACAUGUUACCAGACCGCUACUUCAUUAACUGUGGAUCAAACUCUGAUAUCAACUUCACCGGGAAGACAUUCAUCCGAGAUGAAAACCCCGCUACCUUUUCAGUUUCUGGUGGCCGCAAGGCCACGCAUAACAACCCCACAUCCAAUACAUCAGAAAUCUACCGAUCAGCAAGAAUUUUCACUCAGAAAUCAUGGUACAAACUCGAAGCAGAUGCAAGCAACACUUUCAUGAUGUUUACCAUUGAAUUCACACCCUCCAGUGGCUCAUCUUCUGCUUUUGUAAACGCCAUUGAAGCUUUCACAGCACCAUCUGGACCAUUCAUGCAAGUUAACCUUUCACCUCAUGUAUCAUCCGCCGGAUAUAUUGGUGAAAUGGAUAACAUAUCAUCAUCUUAUACUUUCAGCCCAAUAUAUAGAAUUAAUGUUGGUGGCCAGAGCAUUGAUCGUGACAAUUUAAGAAGAAAAUGGACACCAGAUGAUCCCUUCAUCUUCAGAAGUGAUCCAGCAAAAAACGUAACAUUACAAGGCACGUUUCAUCAUAACGGAUUUUGGGCUACCAGAUACGAUGCUCCAGCUGAUGUAUACAAAACAGCCAGAGAAUUGAGCACUAAUUCAUCGGCGAAUAAUAUUACAUGGAGUUUUGGUGUUAAUAAGAACGCCAUGUACCUUGUUCGAGCUCAUUUCUGUGACAUUAUAAGCCAAGGCCCUGACCCUCCUAACGGCGCCUUCAACUUCUUCAUUUAUGGCCAAUAUAAUAAGGAGAUUAAUCCGGGUGAAAUGGUUAAAGCGCCACAGAUUCCCUUUUAUUAUGAUUUUGUGGUGGAUUCUGUUGAGUCAGGGUUUGUAAAUAUUAGUAUCGGAGCGAUUCCUGCUUCAAGACAACCCGUGUUUUUGAACGGGCUUGAGAUCAUGGAGUUGAUGAAAUACUCGGGUGUAGUUGGUAGUGCGAAGAUUUCAGGGGUAAACGAUAUUAAGAACGGUGAGAAGAACAAGAAGAAAGUGUACAUUGUGGUUGGAUGUGUUGUUGGAGGCCUCGUGUUUGUUUUGUUAAUAGCGUUCUUCAUCAGGUUGAAGUGUCGAAAAAAGAAGCCCGCGGUCAGGACGGAAAGAGAUUCUAACACAGUACCAUCAUACGACUGGAAUUCAUAUACAAGCAAAAAUACAGAACUUACCGUUAAGCACCCAUCACAAAUUCCUAAUCGGGAUCUCAACCUACAGUUCCAGUUUGUAGAUAUACUAAAAGCGACGAAAAACUUUGAUGAGAGUUUAGUGAUUGGAAAAGGCGGAUUCGGGAAGGUCUAUAGAGGAACUCUUCCGGAUGGAAAGACAGUUGCAAUGAAACGAGGCGGAAAAGGACACGGGCAGGGUCGGCCAGAAUUCGUGACAGAAAUUAUGGUCUUGUCAAAAAUACAACACCAACAUCUAGUUACUUUAAUAGGGUAUUGUGACGAAAAAUCCGAGAUGAUACUCGUGUACGAAUAUAUGGAAAAGGGUACUCUUCAAGCUCAUUUAUACAACACUGACAAAGAUAUCGAGAAACUCUCAUGGAGUCAGAGACUCGAGAUCUGCAUUGGCGCAGCUCAAGCAUUACAUUACCUUCACACGGGUUUGGAACACGGGAUUAUUCAUGGUGAUGUUAAGUCAACAAACAUCUUGCUUAACGAAAAUUUUAUAGCAAAAGUGGCUGAUUUUGGGAUAUCUCGGUGGGAAAACGACGAGGAAAGCUUGAUGGAUAUCAAAGGGAGUUUCGGAUAUCUGGAUCCCGAGUACAUAAGUUGCAUGAAACUGACUCAAAAGUCAGAUGUUUACUCUUUUGGAGUCGUUUUGCUUGAAGUGCUCUGCGCAAGGCCCGCAGUUGAUAAUACGCUUCCUUUGGAGGAAGCAAAUUUGGCUGACUGGGCGAUCAAACAGUUGAAGGAUGGGAUGGUGGAGAAGAUUGUUGACCCGUAUCUAGUAGACAAGAUACACCUGAAUUCGUUAACAAAGUAUUUGGAAACAGUUGACAAGUGUUUGAAAAACACGGGAGACGAGCGACCGAGUAUGGUUGAUGUGUUGUGGGACUUAGAAUACGCGUUGAAGUUUCAAUCAACGGUGAUGGAUAAAGAAGCAUAUGAAGAUAGCACCAUGAAGACCUCGUUGUUCUUGUCCAUGUCGAUGAUUGACCGCUUGCCUUCUAAAUGUAACAAUGAUGAUUCUCAAGUGAGCGAGAUCUCGCUCUCAAGUUACCCGAGUGAAAGCCAAGUGUUUUCCCAGUUGAAGAUUGAUGAAGCUCAAUAGUAAAUACGAUGGCUUUAGAGCUACUGUUUGUCUAUUCAUGUAUACAUAAAUGAGGUAAUUGUAUUGUAUGUUCCCUUUUGCUCAUUACUCAUUAGUCAUUAGUCAUAUUGAGAGAGCUAUAUACCUGUUGUCAUCUAGAAACAGCAAGGAGGUUAAACUUCCGGUGACUUGAUUCGGCAGCCGCUUAUCUUCUCCGAUCAAGUUCUCUUCUUCUGUUAA